AGACAAAAGCGACACAAACGACAAAACAGGAACCAGAAAAGAACAUUUUCUUGAAAUGGAGCCUGGAAAAGAAAACCAAGGCUUGAAGAGAACAGUUUUACAACUACAGGAAAUGAUAUUUUACUUUAACAUUCAAAUGGACAAAGUGAUGACCAGAGUCUCAAAACUAGAGUCUACAAACCAGCGACUAAGUGCACGACUAACAGCUAUGGAAAAUAAACGUGAUUAUAAAGUAUCUGAAAAGGAAAAAGAUAUGAACACACUUUUUGGCAAAAAUGUGAAGUCUACGGAAGACAUUACCUUGAAAGAAAACAUUUUGCAAAGUUCACCAACAAAGGGCGAACAAUUUAUGAAAGCACGAUGGAAUUUUCCAAUGACUAACAAUAAAAACCAACCAACCAAAUUUAAAUCCUCCCAGAAAACAAAUCCAUUCAUGAACAAGACCCAAAAUGUAUCUGUGGAGAAACGUCUUUUAACAGGUGUCCAGACAACAAACCCUCCAUUUCCAACCGGUGUAGCAUUCUCUGCAUAUAUAUCUUCAGGCGAGAAAGAAAUAUCGCAAGACCACACGAUUAUAUUUGACGUAAUAGUGACAAACAUAGGCAACCAUUAUAAUCCACAUUCCGGAAUAUUCACGGCUCCACAGCAUGGUGUGUAUGUGUUUACAUGGAACCUUUACUGUAAAUGGGAUGGCUAUAUGUUUUCACAGGUUCUUGUCAACGCUAAUGAUGUUUCGGCCAUGCGUACAUCAGGCGAGGGUGCAACAUCUAUUAGAACUACAACAGGAGUUGUGGUGGUAGAGGUAAAUCAAGGUGACGUGGUGUUUGUCCGCAUCCAUCCUACUCAGCCUCACAGCGGAACUCUCAAGAGUGAUUCCAAUUGGAGGUCGUCGUUCAACGGAUGGAAGAUUUACUAAAGUAAAAAAAAUAUGUAAA
Messenger RNA from Saccostrea echinata, 935 nucleotides. Its product is annotated as caprin-2-like. The record is from RefSeq and is a predicted model, not a curated record. The transcript has 2 exons. Lineage: Eukaryota; Metazoa; Mollusca; Bivalvia; Ostreida; Ostreidae. Gene Ontology annotation, molecular function: protein binding. Bases 56 to 916 code for a protein of 286 amino acids.